GCACGUGGAAACCCAUGGGAGGAGCGAACGAAAGCAACGAGAAGCAUUGCGAGACGCGCAGACGAUUUUCUGGGACAUGAAACUUCGGAGACUAUGAAUUCAAGCUUGCACAUUUAUAGACGUUUUAACGUUCGAGCGUUUCUCUGACAAUGUAAAAAAGCUACCUGGCGAGGUGAAUCGAAAUAAUGGAGCUUCCUAUCGAGAAAUCACGAAAAUCGUCGAAGAUCGGUCUACUUUUUGUCGCGGCUACAGGCGGGAUUGCGACAGCGAUCAGCGUCGUGUGUUUUCCGUUCGUCAGUCCUGCGUUUCGCAAGAUAUGUUUGCCGUACGUGCCGGCCACGCGUCAGCAAAUCAAGAAUGUUAUUCGAGCGUUGAACGGCCGCUCCGGCUCCCUGAUCGAUCUCGGCAGCGGCGACGGGCGUAUUGUUCUCGCGGCGGCGAAGCGCGGCUUCAAGGCCCACGGCAUCGAGCUGAACACCUGGCUGGUGUGGUACUCGAGGCUACAAGCGCUGAUUAACGGUCUGUCGGCCGACACCGCGUUUCUCAGGCGGGAUCUUUGGAAACACCACCUGGGAAGGUACGACAACGUCGUUAUAUUUGGCGUGGAUCAAAUGAUGGAGGAUAUCGAAAAGAAGCUCAAUAGCGAACUAGGCAAGGAUUCCCUCGUAAUCGCGUGCAGAUUUCCUCUCCCUAACACGCUGCCCGUUACGACAAUUGGACACGGAGUUGACACCGUUUGGGUUUACAAGAUAUAGGUACCUCAGAGAUGAACUUGAGGUAAUUUAAAUUUAGAAGGGACAUACAUUUAGAUUGAAUAAAUUAUAAUGUAGGAAAGAAUUGUACAUUUUCUAAUACUAUUGCGUGUUUAUUGAAAGUACAAAAAGCAUUAACGAACUUUGUUCUACGGUAAAAAAGUAUAUCGUUUCUAGACUGUGUCGCGAGUAAUUAAAUAAAUUAUAUUAUGUUUAAAGGAAA
Wasmannia auropunctata (little fire ant) is the source of this 975-nucleotide messenger RNA. Its product is annotated as protein FAM173B. Bases 186 to 755 code for a protein of 189 amino acids. Gene Ontology annotation, biological process: regulation of mitochondrial ATP synthesis coupled proton transport; peptidyl-lysine trimethylation; positive regulation of proton-transporting ATP synthase activity, rotational mechanism. Lineage: Eukaryota; Metazoa; Arthropoda; Insecta; Hymenoptera; Formicidae. Gene Ontology annotation, cellular component: mitochondrion. The record is from RefSeq and is a predicted model, not a curated record. Gene Ontology annotation, molecular function: protein-lysine N-methyltransferase activity. The transcript has 4 exons.